AUGCCUUAUGUAUCUCACCAAUCUAUAAGAACACCAUCCACGACACGAAAACCAAGCAUUUCAUCUUCUCCAGGAGGUGGCCCGCGAGCUCCGUAUGUUUCAUUAUCGCGUUCUGGAUCCACUAAAGUUAAAUCAGAAUCACCUGCUCCUGCUGCAGUUAAACCUAGGUUUCAUAUGUUGGAAAAUGGAAGUCAUGAACAUAACCUUCGAUCAGCUAAACGUCAAGAAAAGUUGUCUAACAUGUUGAAGGAUUUCCUUGGUGCUAAAAAGAGAAGAGAUGAAGCAGUAUCGGCAGUUCCAGAUAUACUAGGGAGCCCAAUAGCAAAUGGAACUGAACUGCAAGCGAAUGCCCAGAAACCACCUACAUUGUUUGCUAGUUUGGUUGCACAAGCUAAGAAUGAUCCUAACUUCAACAAGACUUCCGACUUAUCUGCUGGUCCCGAUUGUAGAUCAUUUGUGGAAAAGUAUGGAAGAUGUCAAGAAGUUAUCGGACGUGGUGCAUUUGGUGUUGUUAGAGUUUCCCAUAAGAAGAAUUUGACUUCGUCAAUUGAAAGUUUAUAUGCGGUUAAGGAAUUCAAGAAACGUGUUAAUGAAAGUGACAAGAAAUAUCACCGUCGAUUAACAUCUGAAUUUUGCAUUUCAUCAUCAUUGAAGCAUAUCAAUAUCAUUGAUACUUUGGAUUUAUUAAAGGAUGCUAAUGGCGAUUAUUGUGAAGUUAUGGAAUUUUGUUCAGGAGGUGAUUUAUAUACGUUAAUUAUUGGACAAGGGAAAUUGGAAUAUGCGGAAGCUGAUUGUUAUUUCAAACAGUUGAUUCGUGGGGUUAACUAUAUUCAUGAAAUGGGGGUUGCUCACCGUGAUUUAAAACCCGAGAAUUUAUUAUUGACUCAAAAUGGGAUUUUAAAAAUCACUGAUUUUGGUAAUAGUGAAUGUUUUAAGAUCGCUUGGGAACGAGAAAUCCACUUAUCAGAAGGGAUUUGUGGAUCUUCUCCUUACAUUGCCCCGGAAGAAUUUACCGAAGAGACGUUUGAUCCUCGAUGUGUUGAUGUCUGGUCUUGUGGUGUGAUUUACAUGGCUAUGCGUACAGGAAGACAAUUAUGGAAAUUGGCUGACCCGGAAAAGGACGAAUUUUACCAAGAAUAUCUCACCAAGAGAAAGGAGGAAGGUGGGUAUGAACCUAUUGAAAGCUUAAAGAGAUUAAGAUGCAGAAAUGUCAUUUAUUCUAUAUUGGAUCCUAUUCCGGGUAGAAGAAUCACCACCAGACAAAUAUUAAACAGUGAGUGGGGAAGAGAAAUCAAGGUAUGUGAAGCCGGUGAAGGGAAAUGUAAAACUAAUGAGCAACUUGAAGGUAAAGAAAUAUUAGUUGGUGGGCUUUAG
Spathaspora passalidarum NRRL Y-27907 is the source of this 1374-nucleotide messenger RNA. RefSeq names its product serine/threonine protein kinase. Lineage: Eukaryota; Fungi; Ascomycota; Pichiomycetes; Serinales; Debaryomycetaceae. The transcript has a single exon. Gene Ontology annotation, molecular function: protein serine/threonine kinase activity; ATP binding. The coding region runs from base 1 to 1374 and encodes 457 amino acids. The record is from RefSeq and is a predicted model, not a curated record. Gene Ontology annotation, biological process: protein phosphorylation; intracellular monoatomic cation homeostasis; intracellular signal transduction.